This is a messenger RNA of Spirodela intermedia, 3740 nucleotides long. NCBI's taxonomy places the organism in Eukaryota, Viridiplantae, Streptophyta, Magnoliopsida, Alismatales, Araceae. The record is from the annotation of a GenBank genome assembly.
AUGCCACAUCAUCAGCCUCCGCCGUGCGCCACGUCGGCCAGAGCAACGCCUGAACCGCCGGCAGGAGCGGGUCCGCGCGUCGUCUGAGUCACCGGGCGCGCCCCGGUUCGAUAGCGGCGGACGGACGGCGCCCAGUGGGGUCCCGCGAAGGACAACAUGAGCAGCCGCCACAUCGGUUAACGGAAAAUGUCGACGGCGUCCGACUUCCUUUCGCUACUAAUAUCGGCGUAAUUAGCGUUUUAAUAAAACUGGAGAAUAUUUACGCUGCGAGGCGUGAUGACCGCGCGGGGCGGGGGGAGACAAGACACGUGGGGGACCUCUCAUUGACAUCUCUGCACGUGUCAUCGGUGACGGACGUGACGCUUUCCACUCGUGGUUGACCGAGGACUGAGCCCCGUUAUUAGCGGACUGGGCCGGCCGAGCGGAUCGUGGACCGGUUCGGGGGUGGGGGGUUGUGAUGUGCAUUCAUGACACGACUCGGGGACGGUUGCCGAGUCAAACCGAGGUGUGAGUCCGCUUUGAAUCGCCGUCUCGCUUGUGUGAGAGCUGUCCUGACUCGGCAGCGACCCCCCAAACGGGGCGCACCUACGAUCUGGGCCGACUUGCCGCGAAAAAGGCCUAAAGCCCAGAUCGUUGGGCCCAAAUAAAAAGAGGAAAAUGAUAGGUAUAAACGCAAAUGACAAAAUUAUGGUGUUAAAAUAAAUAUUAUAAACUUUAAUCGGAGUGAAGGUAGCUGGAUGGGUAUCAGACUGUUGGCUUCUUCGGGUUUCUCGCGUUACUGCUAUCCAGGAUUCAAAGCUUCGGCUCGCAGUACCUGCGACCGCAAGAGGGGGGGAAGGGAGGAGGAAGAGUGGAGAUGUUUAGCUCAUGGCGGAAGUCAUCCCGUCAAUUGAAUGCUUCUGAUCCUGUAAGUUGAUUUCCUGCUUGAGUGUGUCCUCCUCUUUCUCCUAUCAUGUGAUGCGAGAAAGAGAUAAUUAGUUUACGAUUUGGUUGUCGGAGGCAGCGAGGGGAAGGGCCGUGGCUGGCUAUGAGCUUGAGGCCAGAAAACUUCGUUCCUGGGCUGGUGGUUGGGUUCCUUCUGGGGUUGUUCUUGGACUUGUCGCCACUCGGCCGUGGAGGGAAGUCCCCUUCCGCUCGGGGUAAGCAGCGGACGGCGGCAAUUGCAGAUAGCAAUGGUGAGGAGCUCAAGAUGGUACUCUCUCUCUCUCUCUCUCUCUCUCUCUCUCUCUCUCUCUCUCUCUCUCUCCCUCCCUCUCUCAAGUUUGGCCGCAUAGUUUUGCAGAUAACGAUCAACGUUGUAACUGAUGGGAGACGGACUAGCAGCAUUAACAGUCUUGUAAUGAUAGCUCGAUAGCUUGAAAUUUCAAUAUACUGCUUCCAUAGAUUGCCCAUAGAUUCCAUGGUUUGAACAUUUUAAUAAGAUGUGCAUCCUCAAAGAGAUAUGCCAUUAACUUGUAGAUUAGGGGUAAAAACCGCGAGGAUAAAUUCUUUUGGUAUAUCUCCAGAAUUUUAACGAUUCGGCCAUGUUUCUGAUUUUUCUUCGUGGAUUAACUUCAGUAAUAUUUUUUUUAAAAUGUUAUAAUUAUCAUGUAUAAAAAAACUCAUGGGGUUUAACUGGCUCCUGGUGAUUGAUAGUUGAGGAGUUUGAAACUUCGAUUUGCAAGGAUGCUUUCGGUUAUACAAAUAAACUAUGCUAUUUCAUAAUUUUAGGUGGACGUGGAAGAUUUUAUUGGGUAUGACCGAAAAUUGACGUUUGAGGGUAUGUUCUAGUGUAUGGUUUGGUAGUUGGAAAUUCCCCAAGUUAUUUACCCUUGUGAUGGUUGACCAUGUUUAUUGUGUUCCUGAAUUUUAAAUUUCAGGUUUUAGUUGUUAGACAAGAUCUGAAGAUGGGAGCUGGAAAAAUCGCAUCUCAGUGUGCUCGUAAGAUGCAUGAAACCAUGAACUCUCUCAGAUUCAUGCCAUAAGAUUUUUUUCUAAAUUUGGAUUUUCCUUCGAAUCUUUUGAAGGGACCAUCAACUGUGGAAAUGGAUUUUUCUGCUACCUCUUAGAGGCCAUGGCAUUUUUUUUUAGGAUAUAUUAUAUAUUUGUUUCCAGAAUAGACUGCUCAGAUGCAUUUUCAGAGCCCGCUAUUAUAUGCGCAAAAAAACUUUGCUUUGAUUCGUCCUUUCUUUCAAUGUCAGAUGCAGCCACUGGCACAUACGCUGAACUAAUCCACAGGUGAUUUCGACUUGUUCUUUAAUUAUAUAUGCCUUGUUUUUUGACGUGGAGGAUGUUUUUAUUCUCUCAGACCACAGUUUUACAUCUUAUUUAUUAGUUUGGUACUGCAGAGGACUCGUAUUUAUUUAUUUAUUUUCACAAUUUUGGGCCUUUGGAUUGGGGAUGCUCUUAUUUGUUUGAAGUGGAAGGAAACUUCUGGGUGUUUUCCCCUAUCCUUGUUCUACUCGUAUGCUUUCUGAUAGGAACAUGUUUACCCCAUGGUUCAAGUAGUGUUGAUGAAUUGGGAGUCUGCGGAAGUCAUUAUUGCUUUUGGGCGCAUGAACCAGAGGGCAAGGAUCACAGUUCCAUGGUUGUCAUCAAUUUUGGCUCUGCGAGAUCCGGGUGAUUAGUCCAAUUUUGGGUGGUCAGGGUUUUCUUCUUCUUCUUUUCCAGGUUCUCUCCCUUCAUGUAAGCUUUCAUUUAGUUGAUAGACUUAUCAACUUGCUAUUUUUUCUUAAGAAUUCCUGUUUUAUCCGAUUAAACUUUCCAUCAAGGACCCCAUAAACUCUCUAUUUUCCUAAGAACUACUCUUUAAGUCGAUAUGCCUGUCCUUUAAAACCCAUCAACUUGCUAUUUUCUGAAGAAUUUCCCUUCUAUUUCAUUAGCAUCUCCUUCAGUGCCCACCAACCAUCAGUCUUCCUCAGAAUUUCCCCUCUAGUUGAUUAACCUUUCCCCAAGAAAAUGACCAACUUCUCAUUUUCUUUAAUUUUUCUCCCUGACCCACCUUGUCUGGUCCCUUAUUGUUCUCCGCUUCAUUCUUCGUACUGAAUUUUAGAUCUGGUUCUUUUUCCCUGAUUCUCAUAAAGAUGGGCUAUGCGCGCUGAAUGUGAAGUCUUCUUAUACCUUUUAGCCACCGGUCUCUUUUACGGAGAUGGGAGCAGUGUGGGCAGCCCAAGAUAGUCCUCUGUUGCAAGAAUCAGCAAGAAAUGUGAGCACGAAUUAUCAUAAUGGGUCCUACUUUCUAAUAUCUCAAAGAUGAUGUUUUGGUCUAGAUUGCUAGUUAUUUUUGAGAAUCCUUUCAGGAAUAAGCUGAAGGAGACGGCAGAUCGAGCUGGUCUUCCUACUUUUGUUGUUGCUGAUGCUGGGCGUACUCAGGUUCUCCUUGCUCAUUUCUCGCUUCUUUCCCCUCUCAUCUCCGCAGAGGAUAUCUAGUUAAACUGAACCAAGCUAGUUGAGUCGAGCUGACUGUCCUUGACUUCAUGGCAUUACAAUGGUUAAUAAAGUUGAUGCAGAUAGUUUUGACUCGGUCUCAAUGUUCUGCUGAUGGCCUCACAGGUUGCAGCGGGUUCUAAGACUGUUCUUGCUAUUGGGCCAGGUAUCCUCUCUCUCUCUCUCUCUCUCUCUCUCUCUCUCUCUCUCUCUCUCUCUCGCUGUGGUCACAUGGUUGGAUUCUAUUUGGCUUAGAAGGUUCUCCUGAUGGGUGUUUCUGUGCAGGCAGAAAGGCACUGGUUGAUUCAAUCACAGGAAGGCUGCGCCUUAUGUAG